Molecule: messenger RNA, 806 nt
Organism: Drosophila bipectinata
Lineage: Eukaryota; Metazoa; Arthropoda; Insecta; Diptera; Drosophilidae
Source: RefSeq, a predicted model, not a curated record
UUUGAAAACAACAAUGGUGGAAACAAAAUGGUGGUAAAUGCGGGGAGUGUGGAGAUGCGUGGGAUAUGCCGGAACCACGUCCUCAUGAGAAUGGUGGUCAAUGGGGGAGAGGUUUGAUUGUGCGACGAUAUUUGCCUGGAUCGAAAAUGAUUAUUCGUAUAGAGCUAACAGCAAGCCAUAUGGGGUUUUUUGAGUUUCGACUUUGCCCGACUUUAAGUGCAAAACAGGAUUGCUUUGACCAGAACGUGUUACGGAUACUUGGGGGUUCUCCCAUUCAAUCAAGACCCGAAGACAUGAACUUUCGGUUUUAUCCCCGAAACGGCAGUCGUAUAUAUGAGAUAAAAGCCCAACUGCCAGAGUAUUCAUGUGACCAAUGUGUUCUUCAAUGGCGAUAUGUUGCCGGAAAUAACUGGGGCAUGUGUAGUAAUGGAAAUGGUGCCAUUGGUUGUGGACCUCAGGAGGAAUUUCGGUCUUGUUCGGAUAUUGCCCUUACACGUGACGCCCAAAGCUCAUUUCGACCCUUGCAUCCUGCCACUUCGGAUCAAAAUAUAACUAGCAUAGAUCCCAGUGCAGAAAAUAAUGAAGUAAAAUCUUUAAUUUAUUUUCUUAUUUCUCUUUCCAUUCUCUUAAUAUUUAUUUUCAUAUUUUUAGUCAUUUGGUUCAACUGCGAGGUCCUCAAUUGGUCCUCUACCAUCAACGGCUUCUCCUAUGGCGUGCUCUACAAUUUGAACAGCCAGAACAGCUACAUAGCAAGCUGGAAACUAGAGCUGGAAACUAGAGAGAAACUACUCUCCAACAGAGUAUGA